AUGGCCACCAUCACAACCAAUGCGCCGCCUAAAUCCUUCUCUUUAACCAAUCCUCUCAAACCCCUAAUCCCAAAAUCUCCAUCUCUCUCCUUCCCACCUCACAAGAACCAUCACCAGCGUCUACGCCUAUCCAUAAACGCCGCCGUAUCAUCACCCGAAACCAGAAACGCACCAUCACCGGAUUACAGAGUGGAGAUCCUCUCGGAAUCACUCCCCUUCAUCCAAAAAUUCCGAGGAAAAACCAUCGUCGUCAAAUACGGCGGCGCCGCCAUGACCUCCCCGGAGCUAAAAGCCUCCGUCGUCAGCGACCUCGUCCUCCUCGCGUGCGUCGGUCUCCGCCCCAUCCUCGUCCACGGCGGAGGCCCCGACAUCAACCGCUACCUGAAACAGCUCAACAUCCCCGCGGAGUUCCGCGACGGCCUCCGCGUCACCGACGCCACCACGAUGGAGAUCGUCUCAAUGGUUCUCGUCGGAAAAGUGAACAAAAACCUCGUCUCUUUGAUCAACGCCGCCGGAGCCACCGCCGUUGGACUCUCAGGACACGACGGUCGGCUUCUGACGGCACGACCGGUUCCCAACUCGGCUCAGUUAGGUUUUGUCGGAGAAGUUGCGAGAGUUGAUCCCAACGUGUUGCGUCCGCUAGUUGAUUACGGUUACAUUCCGGUUAUCGCCUCGGUUGCGGCGGAUGAAGCUGGUCAGGCUUAUAAUAUCAAUGCGGAUACGGUGGCGGGGGAGCUGGCGGCGGCGUUGGGAGCUGAGAAGCUGAUUUUGUUGACUGACGUGGCGGGGAUCUUGGAGGAUAAAGAGGAUGUGGGGAGUUUGGUGAAGGAGAUUGAUAUAAAGGGAGUGAAGAAGAUGAUUGAAGAUGGGAAAGUUGCUGGUGGGAUGAUACCUAAGGUUACGUGUUGUAUAAGGUCUCUUGCUCAGGGAGUGAAGACUGCGAGUAUUAUUGAUGGGAGGAGACAACAUUCUUUGCUUCAUGAGAUUAUGUCUGAUGAAGGAGCUGGAACUAUGAUUACUGGAUGA
This is a messenger RNA of Eruca vesicaria subsp. sativa (arugula), 1026 nucleotides long. The record is from the annotation of a GenBank genome assembly. Lineage: Eukaryota; Viridiplantae; Streptophyta; Magnoliopsida; Brassicales; Brassicaceae.